Messenger RNA from Haliotis rubra (blacklip abalone), 4320 nucleotides. RefSeq names its product mucin-4-like. The coding region runs from base 155 to 2995 and encodes 946 amino acids. Lineage: Eukaryota; Metazoa; Mollusca; Gastropoda; Lepetellida; Haliotidae. The record is from RefSeq and is a predicted model, not a curated record. The transcript is spliced from 7 exons. Gene Ontology annotation, molecular function: zinc ion binding.
AAUUCUCAGAAGUCGGUCCACAUAACUUGGAUAGCUUCUUUUCAAGAACAAAAACUACCGUUUGUAGUUUGUUUUGCAAUAUUGUAAUUUAAAUAUGAUGUUGUCAUUUCCUGCGAGUAGAGGGUGAUAGGUAAGUCUAGCAGUAGCUGCAAACAUGGCCCGAGCAGACUCAUCUCUGUCAAAAAAUGUAGAACAGGAGCUGACAUGUGCAGUGUGCUGCGAGUUGUACUCAUGCCCACUCCUGUUGCAAUGCAGUCACUCCUUCUGCAAAAAGUGCAUCCAGGAUCUGGUGAGAAAUGAAGAUUACUACUCAAGUUACCCCGUCAAGUUCAAGUGCCCUGUGUGCCGGGCCCCCAGUAGAUCAGGUAUUGGCAGCCUGCCUGAAAAUUUAGCAUUAUCCAAUUUGGUGACUGUCCUGAAGACAGAUGAGGGGAGAAAUGUUUUGACAGCAGUACAGCCGAUUCCAACACUGAACUCAACAGAAUGUUGGAAACAUCCAAACAACGAUCUCGAUCAGUACUGCGUUUACUGCUUGAAGGCUUUCUGUGCUGUCUGCCCUAAACUGAAGUGUGAUACUGAGAAACACUGGUUGGAGAAACACUGGUUGAAGCCUCUUGAUGCUCAUUGGAAGACUACAUGGGAAAGUCUCACAGCAUUGUCAGGUGAAGUGGGUGAUCGCAUGUCAUCUCUGAGUGACAGGGUGCAGCUCCUGGACGAUCAACUGGCAGCAGUGGAUAGGGAAGAGGACACUGACAAAAGUGAACUGACAGCUGAGAUUGAGGUACUGAAGAGCAUCCUGAUGUCCCGACUGACCACGUUGAACACAGAUCUCCACAGUGAGGUUCAGGACGUCAAGUACCCAUUGACGCAUGAUCGACAGAAGUGCUCCGCCAUCCUGGACAGAAUGGAGCGUCUGAGCAGUGAGGUGCAAGACCUCCACAGAUGCAACAACGGAGUCAAGUCCGUUAAGCGCAUCACUGAGCUGGAGAAAGAAAUGUCGAGUCUAGUGAGACAGGAGUCACGUGACAUGCUCCAGCAAGCCAUCCCUAUUGUGACAAUGCCGACAUGGAAACUGGUCAGAUCCCCAGUUGAAGCUGCCAUUCGAAAUCUGAUUGUUCGCAGGACGAAACCUGUUGCAAGUGACUCUGUCAGCCGUGUAGGAGUGUCACCCACCAGCCCCAUGAGGACAUCUCCAGAUCGCAGCCCGCAGCCACGGAGCAGACGAGGAGAACUGGACUCCGAUGUCACAAUGUGGACCUCUAGCACGCCACAGCCCCAACUUACAAGACAAAAGCCAUGUAGUUCUCCGUCUCGUGGUCGAAGGGGUACUCGAGUCAGAGUUACAGCACAACGUUCCAGUGCAUCCACAUCCUCUUUGUCAGUAUCUUCGAAUAGUUUGUGGAUAUCUCCAAGAGGAGCUGCUUCAUCCAGAGAAGACACCAGUGUGAGUGCCUCCGUCCCAUCUGCCCUCACUGACUGCUACAAAUCCAUGGAGACGUCGCUGAAGAAACUUGAAGUGUCAGCAAAACAUUACACCUACAAAGGAAGUGAACAUGUAGCCAAGAUGUUGAAAACAGAAGUAAAGGGAUUCAAAGGGUAUCAGACAACUUGUCCCAACAGUUUCAAUUUUGGUUCUUCGACAAUAUCAGGAACAGGUUGUAAUGCAGGGAUAGAUCAUGGGUACAGCAACUCUUUUCAAGCACAGAAGCAGUGGGAAAGUGUUUUUUCACCUCCAGACACCACCAUGUCUUUGUUUGGAAGCUCAUCCAACCCUGGUAAAGAAGUAGAUUUUUCCGGAAGGGGAAUCUCAUUAUCACCAAGUCGACAGAGAGAAGCAGUAAGAAGUAGAAACUCACGAACUGGGAGAAACAGAGGCGCCAAGUUGAACUUUACUAAUGGAGAUCCUUUCAGUACCAAAUCAGUCCCAGAAGCCCUCCAGCCCAAUACUUUAACCCUGGGAUCCAGGGCCCCACCUCCUCAGUCAAGUGUAUCAACUGGUCAGUCCAAGCAAACUAUUGGAACCGAAUUCCACUUCCCUACUGGCUUCAAUAAUGAUGGUUCCUUCAGUGUUAAUGCUGCAGCAAUGGUUCCACAUUCAGGUCCUGAGAGAUCAAACUUUACUGUCACACCCCAUCCGCUUGAACAGUCUGGAAGAAAUAUUGAUGUAAACUUUACCAGCAGCAAUUUUCAUAGGCCAGGAGUGUUUUUCACACAUCCUGAUACAACAAGCCAAGGAACAAUUAACUUUGGAACAAACCAGCUUUAUGUCCCAAGCGUGAACUCACUCUGGACAAAUGGCAAUUAUGUAGAUAACACUGUAACCGUAAUGUCUCCGGGAUAUGGUUUACCACUGUCAACAUCUGUCUCUGGAAGCUCAGGACGUCAACCUAUGGCCUUCUCAGCACAGCCCCAUGCAGCAGGGUCAGGGAAUGUGUUAUUGGCUGCUGCGGUAUAUGAAACAAGCUCUCCUACUCAGUGUUCCGAAUCUUACAAUGGUAGCUGUAAUGAAAAUCUUUCGGAAGCAUCAGUGCAAGUCCUUAAUUCAGCAACGCUCGGUCUUAGCUACACAACACCAGCACCAGCACCAGCACCAGCACCGGAUACUAAUACAGCAACACUGAGCUGUAGUACACCAGCACCAGUCCCGGAUUCAGCAACAACGCUGCACUCCAUGACAUCAACGUUGGACACCAGUACACCAACACAAGUCCCGGAUACAGCAACAACAGUGAACUCCAAAACAGCAACAUUGGACACCAGUACACCAACACAAGUCCCGGAUACAGCAACAACAGUGAACUCCAAAACAGCAACAUUGGGCUCCAGUACACCAUCACAAGUCCCGGAUACAGCAACAACGCUGAACUCCAUGACAGCAACAUUGGGCUCCAGUACAUCAACACAAGUCCCGGAUACAGCAACAACGCUGAACUCCAUGACAGCAACAUUGGGCUCCAGUACAUCAACACAAGUCCGGAUACAGCAACAACGCUGAACUCCAUGACAGCAACAUUGGGCUCCAGUACAUCAACACAAGUCCCGGAUACAGCAACAACGCUGAACUCCAUGACAGCAACAUUGGGCUCCAGGACACCAACACAAGUCCGGGAUUCAGCAACAAUGCUGAACUCCAAUACAGCAAUGUUGGGCUCCAAUAUACCAACACAAGUCCCCAAUUCUGCUACAGCAAGAUCAGAGCCAAAUGUCAACAGUGGACCAGACAUCAGUGAGAAUUCUUCCAUGGUGUCCUGUAGUUCAGCUCCUGUCCAGCCCACUGACAGCAGGUGUUCAACUCCAUGUCAGGAUGAACAAUCUCUCCCAGGGAACCAUCAGUCUUCUCCACUAUUGACCGAUUCUGACAUUGGAGUAAUAACGAAAGACAAACAAUCUAAAGACCCAGAUGAAACAAUUCCUGAACAGAAGUCUGUGACUGAUCUGUUUGUAAAUGAUAAUAACUCUACAGUUCAACAAAUAAAUGACAACCAGGAAAUGAGCAAGAAGGACUUGCCCCCCUGUGAUGCAUCAUCCACUUCAUCCUCAACUGCUGCAACUGGGGGGACCUCCUCCACCGUGUCAUCUGCUGCCUUUCAGUUCGGACUGACCCCAUCUGUUUCUGUUAAGAGUGACAACUCUCAAAGUAUAUUUACAUUUGGUGAUGUUUCGGCCAUGUCCAGAAAUACAGGUUUUAAUUUUACCCCUGUUAAUGUUUCGGCAAAACCUGAAUUUGCACAUGCCAAUUUCGAAAAGUUCUCCUUUCCAUCUGAUGUAAGGAAAGCAACAGAAAUGCAACCCGAAUCUCUGUUUGGUGGUUUUGCUGUUUCAAGGGAGACAGGUUUUCAGUUUGGAUCACCAACUUCUUCAGUGAGCACCAAAUUAACAUUUGGAUUUCAUUCACUAACUGACACCAUUGCUACAGCAUCAACAGCAUUUAGUGGCUUUGGAUGUGAUGAUCCAUGUUCUGAAAACAGGACAGGUUUCAGUAGUGUUAAUGUUUCUGCAGAACCCAAUCUACCUGAUGCUCCAACCAGUAUCCCUAAAACCUCUGAUGUACAGAACAGGGAUGCCAGAUAAGAUGCAGGUGAUCAUUGCUUCUUCAUGGGAAACACCUUCAAACUUGUGUGACGUCAGGUUUAAAUUUCCUUCACCGGCUGGCAUCGAUGAUAGUCACCAGAACAUGCAUCCAGUGAUGUCGCAGUUACAAGUCAAGUCACAUCAGUCUCUUCACCACCACAUAGGGAGGAUUGUGGAGAUUCAAGACGAUAGGCAGUUAAUUUCCUAACAGCUUCAAAUGUAUACUGUCAGAAUAGAGUUUAAAUUAUA